Messenger RNA from Tetranychus urticae (two-spotted spider mite), 474 nucleotides. The record is from RefSeq and is a predicted model, not a curated record. Lineage: Eukaryota; Metazoa; Arthropoda; Arachnida; Trombidiformes; Tetranychidae.
AUGGCUGUAGGUGCUACCGUUCUCGAAAUAUUGAGUACUAAAGUUCUUGGGUCAACGUCCAAAAUCAAGAGAAAUAUCGAUAAGUUUGAAAAAUCAUAUUUCGACCCUCGUCGGAAUGAAUAUUUUUUUGACCGAUGUCGCAUAGCUUUUGAACCAAUACUUUAUUACUAUCAAUCUAAUGGUAAAUUGAGGAGACCAAUGAAUGUACCUUUGGACAUUUUCCUGGAAGAGAUUCGCUUCUAUCAAUUGGGUUCUUUGGCAAUUGACAAGUUUAAAGCUGAGGAAGGUUUUGCUCCUCGAAGUAAAGAAGCGCCUUUACCUAAAGGUGAUUUUCAGCGAAAACUGUGGCUUCUCUUUGAACAUCCAGAGUCAUCGCAAGGAGCUCGAGUUGUGGCAAUUAUUUCGGUUAUUGUAAUUAUUGCUUCCAUUGUAAUCUUUUGCCUUGAAUCGACACAAAUGGACAAAAACGGGUAA